Molecule: messenger RNA, 3019 nt
Organism: Callithrix jacchus (white-tufted-ear marmoset)
Lineage: Eukaryota; Metazoa; Chordata; Mammalia; Primates; Cebidae
Gene: SPMIP3
Product: sperm microtubule inner protein 3
Source: RefSeq, a predicted model, not a curated record
UCACAUGCAGCUGGACUCUCCCUAGCGACCAAAGGAUCUCUACUCUCCCUAGCUCUGUAAGCCAAUGUGCAUCACAAUACCCUGUGAAUGAUGUAAAGGGAUCAGCCUCUGCCAGGCUGCAGUGUGGCUCUGCAGCAGGAGGCAGCCGUAAUCACCGCCGUCCUCAGAGGGGUGCUUUUAAGCACAAGGAGGUCUCUGCCCACUGCAGCCAAGGCAGAUUCCCAUCCAUCAUGACUGCCAUCCGACUACGAGAAUUUACUGAGCGUCGCCGAGCCAUCCCACCAAGUAUAUUCAUUGCUCACCAAGGAAGAGACCUGCAAGGCUAUUACCCUGGGCAGCUGGCAAGACUGCAUUUUGAUGAUAGUGCAAAGAAAGCUCCCAGAUUGGAACCAGAAAUUAGCCACAGUUUCGCUGAAUCCUCGACCACUUAAUUCACUGCCAGAGCUCUACUGUUGUGAAGAGAGAAGCGGCUUUGAAAGAAAUGCUUCUAACCUAAAAUAACCAUGGCAUUCGAACAAAAUAACGUCUGGCAUUCUUAGGUGACUCUUUUAGACUAAGUUAAUGGGAGCAGAACUACUUUUAAUGGAAGUGUAUAUACAGAUGACUACAAUCCUAAAAUAUUUACAUGCGGCAAAUUCUUUUCAGAUUACGUUGGUCAGCUUAGAGCAGGGAAUCACGAUCUAGCCUUAAGAGAACUUGGUUUUUAGCCCCACUCCCAGUCUUGCUGCUGAUGCUGGCAAACCAUCUUACACAUAGGCCAGUGGUUAUACGGAGGCUCAGGUAAGAAUCACUGCAUCUGCACAAUCAUUGCACCACUGCUGGGAAAAAUAAAAAAGAACCUGGGGGUCACGGCCAAUUGGAAAGAAGACUGGCACUAGGGACCCUAAAGGGGCUGUGGAUGGAGAAACCCAGGUAUAGCAUGGGGCUGUAGUGAGAUGUGGGGCUGGUAAAAAGUAUUAACUCAAAGUUCGUCUGCAGGAGUUAACACCCCUGUCUUGGCAAGAAGAAAGCCUGACAGCUAGGCAUCAGCUCCUCAGGCAGAAAGCUAACAGGUCUUCUCUAAGGAGAGGAAAGGAUCCCAAAGACAAGAACCUUACAUUUUGCUUCUGGGGACCUCUGUCCUCCCCCAGUUCCCCAGCACUCAUCCCCUCUUCACUCACCCCCAAAUAACACCACAUAAUUCAUAAACUUCUCCCAAGAAUGCAGAGUUCCAGCCAAGCACGGUGGCUCACGCCUGUAAUCCCAGCACUUUGGGAGACCAAGGCGGACAGAUCACGAGGUCAGGAGUUUGAGACCAGCCUGUCCAACAUGGUGAAACCGCAUCUCUACUAAAAAUACAAAAAUUAGCCAGUCAUGGUGGUAUGUGCCCAUAAUCCCAGCUACCUGGGAGGCUGAGGCAGGAGAAUCACUGGAACCCAAGAGGCAGAGGCUACAGUGAGCCGAGAUCAUGCCACUGCAGUCCGGCCUGGGCAACUCUGUCUCAAAAAAAGAGGCCAUAUGGUGACUACAGCCCUUAUCCCCGUUUUUAUAAUGGCCGCCUGCUACUAUCCAUUCUGUAUUCCUUUUGACCUCAACACACAAGUCGGCAGUCAUGGUUCUUUACCUGGUGGAGCGGCCUAAACCUCCAUUCCUGAAGGAUCUGGUGGUUAGCAGUCCUGCCUGGAUUGCGUUGUUGUAGUUUUACCCUAACCUUAAUCACACGGCGUGGUAAUGCUGAGGCAUCCUAAGUGACCUGUACACCAGACAGUCCUCCUUUGGGGAGUGGUCCAGUUUCCCCUUGGUAAUGCAAAUCAACCGCCCCAACCAGCAACUAACUUCCUUCUUAGCUUGUUGACUCAGAGGCACGAGGAGACCACAAUGGCUGGGCAGCAGUCUUAAGUCCAGUUCAACGGAUCACUGUGUCUCCUAGCGGGAGCGUUCCUCCCUCUGGAACUAAGAUCUCUGGGCCAGCAGAGCACAAAGUCCUGGGAACAGUAAGCAAACAUUUUGCUAAUGGGUUACUAAGGGUAAUAGUCACACUACUCCCAUGUCUACCUCUUGAUUCCUGGAUCUGUGAAUCCCAGCUGUGGGAGAGCGAGCACCGUAUAUUGGACACUGAUUCAGAGCAUUUCCAGCCUUCUGGAGAAGCUUCCUGAAAGCGCUGCAAGGUAUCACCCCCUAGCUGGUACCACAACUGAUUCCACAAAAGGCGAUUCCAUAGCUCUGUCAAGCCAGCUGCUUCCGGAUACAGUGGGGAACACAGUGAGACCCAAAAAUUCCGUGAGCAUGAGCAUAAGCCCCUUGCUGCACUUCUUUGGCUGUAAUGUUGAAUUCUUUAAUCAGAACGCAAUGCUGUGUGGAACAGCACGAUGGUGGAAAAGGCUUUCUGUAAGUCCACACAUAGGAGUUUCGGCAGAAAUACUGCGUUCAGGGAAGACAAAUCCACAUCCAGAGUAAGUGUCUGUUUUAGUAAGGACAAACUGCUGCCCCUUCUAUGAUGGAAGCAAUCCCAUGUAACCCACCUGCCCCCAGGUAGCUAACUGAUCACUCCAGGGAAUGGUGCCGUACUGGGGGCCAGGCUGGCCUUGGCAAGUUGAAGUUCAUGUUGCUGAGCCCAUGUAUAAACUCCAUCCUUGCCACCAUGGCUAUUUUAUUCAUGAGCUCCUUGGGUAAUGAUAGUGGUGGCUGGGGAAAGAAUCUGACUGGUAUCUACAGAAUGGAUCAGCCUAUCCAUUUUAUUAUUAAAAUCCUUCUCUGUUGGCUGGGUGCAGUGGCACAUGCCUGCAAUCCCAGCACUUUGGGAGCCUGAGGUAGGAAGAAUUGCUUGAGCCCUGGAGUUUGAGAUCAGUCUGGUCAAUAUGUUAAAACCUCAUCUCUACAAAAUAAAUAAAUAAGCCAGGCAUGCACCCGUAGUCCAAGUUAUUCAGGAGGCUGAGGUGGGAUGAUUGCAUUCCAGCCUGGCGACAAAUACUAUCUUGACCCAGAAAAAAAAUUAAUUAACAAAAUCCUCUCUUGAGGUCCCCUUCAAUGAACCUUCACA